Pseudogymnoascus destructans is the source of this 855-nucleotide messenger RNA. RefSeq names its product aprataxin-like protein (gene HNT3). Gene Ontology annotation, cellular component: nucleus. The coding region runs from base 1 to 855 and encodes 284 amino acids. The transcript is spliced from 2 exons. Gene Ontology annotation, biological process: single strand break repair; double-strand break repair. The record is from RefSeq and is a predicted model, not a curated record. NCBI's taxonomy places the organism in Eukaryota, Fungi, Ascomycota, Leotiomycetes, Thelebolales, Thelebolaceae. Gene Ontology annotation, molecular function: single-stranded DNA binding; double-stranded RNA binding; DNA 5'-adenosine monophosphate hydrolase activity.
AUGGCUUCACCCGCAGAAGAAACACAAGAUGCCAUAACAGAGGAGGAGAUACAAGGCACCAUCGUGUCACCAGCCUCAUCCACGUCGAUACGCCCCAACCGCAACGCAUUCACCGAGCUAAUGCGUCACAAAUCCCGCAAAACCACGACCAUCUCCCCCUCCUUCCCCCACGAAAAACCCAUCAUGUUCGAAGGCCACCGCGGCCUGGGUGCCUACACCUAUAACCCCGCCGCCUUUCCCCCCUCCAAUGUGAUAUUCUACAACGACUUUGCCGUCGCCAUCAACGACCUAUAUCCUAAGUCGAGCGUGCAUACUCUCCUUCUACCGCGCUCAGAGCGGAACCUCCUGCACCCCUUCGACGCCUUCGAGGACGCUGCGUUCCUGGCCGCUACGGUGGCUGAGUCGGAGAAGCUGCGCGCGCUCGUGGCGAAGGAGUUGCGGCGGCGGUAUGGCAAGUUGUCGAAGCUGGAUCAGGCGCGUGAGCGCGUGCUGAAUGGCGAGGUGGAGCUUCCAGAGGGGGAGGACCUGCCGAAGGGGAGGGAUUGGGAGAGCGAGGUUAUGAUGGGGAUUCAUGCACAUCCUUCGAUGAGCCAUCUGCAUGUGCAUGUGUUGUCCGUGGACUGGUACUCGGAGUGCUUGAAGAAUAGAGCUCACUACAAUAGUUUUACUACCCCUUUCUUUGUACCUCUUGACGCAUUUCCCCUGGCGCAAGACGAUCCCAGACGAGAUCCCUCGCAGGCGGGGUAUUUGAGUCGAGACUUGAAGUGUUGGAGGUGCAGCGCAGGAUUUGGGAGGAGCUUUGCUAGAUUGAAUGAGCAUCUUGCUGUGGAGUUUGAGGCCUGGAAAAGGAUAUGA